Messenger RNA from Sipha flava (yellow sugarcane aphid), 692 nucleotides. Its product is annotated as alpha-crystallin A chain-like. NCBI's taxonomy places the organism in Eukaryota, Metazoa, Arthropoda, Insecta, Hemiptera, Aphididae. The annotation marks the transcript as partial. Gene Ontology annotation, biological process: response to heat; protein refolding. The record is from RefSeq and is a predicted model, not a curated record. Gene Ontology annotation, molecular function: protein folding chaperone. The transcript has 2 exons.
UUGGAUGAAUUAUCUCGGCCAACCAUGUACGAUCAAAACUUUGGUCUCGGUUUACUAGAUGAUGAUUUACUCCUAGGACCACGUUAUCACGGUCGUAGCCAUUUUCCAGUUUUGUUGAAGUCUUAUCUAAGACCACAUCGCUUAAGUUCUGCUGCACAGAGUGGUUUAUCUUGCAUCCAAAAUGACAAAAACAAUUUCAAGGUGAAUUUGGAUGUCCAGCAGUUCAAGCCAGAAGAAGUGUCUGUUAAAGUUGUUGAUGGCUAUGUAGUGGUAGAAGGAAAACACGAGGAACGCAGUGAUGAACAUGGUUACAUUUCACGUCAGUUUACUAGGCGUUACAAGGUACCAGAUAAUGUUGAUUCAAAUUCUAUUACGUCUACAUUAUCUUCAGAUGGUGUGUUGAGUGUCGGAGCUCCGAAAAAGAUUCCUGAAAAAAGUGCUGGAGAAAGACCGAUUCAAAUUGUUCAAACAAAUCAACCGAGCAUCAAGCAGUCAUCGAACAAGGAUGAAAAAAAUUAUGAGAGUAUGGAAACCAACCAGUAAUUCUAUUUUUUCUUGUAAUGUAAUUAAAGGGUUCAAUGUUAAAAUAAAUUAAUUUAAUAUUACUAUACUUGUAUUGACGGCAAUGUUAAAGUUAAUCAAUAUCGCUGUAUUUUUAAGAGUCCAAUAAUAUUUAUUGUAUAUACAAUUUC